UUAUGUCAAAAAUCAAGGUUUUGGUUAACUUGGUUUUCUGUAUCUCAAGUUUAGUUGGAAGUGGUUGGGUCUUCUCCAGAUGAAGGGGGGGGGGGCUUUACGGUAGCCAUACUCCUUGUCAUGCUGAGAUUUUACAACUUGUAAAUGUGGGGUUGAAAUAUCACAUAGGAUUCAUAUUUUUCUUUAUUUUCAUGGGAAUCCUGAACUUCCCUAGGACACUGAUUGAUCUGACACAUGUGAUAGGAGGACUUGUCUUAGCGGUUGGCAUUUAUGCAGAAGUUGAAAGACAGAAAUAUAAAACCCUCGAAAGUGCCUUUUUAGCCCCAGCCAUCAUUCUGAUACUUCUGGGCAUUUUGAUGUUCCUUGUUUCCUUUGUGGGUGUGUUGGCUUCCUUGAGGGACAACCUGUCCCUUCUUCAAGCUUUCAUGUACAUCUUGGGAAUUUGUUUGCUCAUUGAGCUAACAGGAGGAGUUAUAGCCUUACUGUUCAGAAACCAGACAAUUGACUUUCUAAAUGAGAACAUCCGAAGGGGAAUUAAGAAUUAUUACGAUGACUUGGACUUCAAGAACAUAAUGGAUUUUGUUCAAAAGCAGUUUAAGUGUUGUGGCGGAGAAGAUUUUAAAGAUUGGUCUACUAAUCAGUACCAUGACUGCUCUGCCCCAGGACCACUGGCUUGUGGAGUUCCUUAUACUUGUUGCAUCAUGAACAAGACGGCAGUUGUCAAUACCAUGUGUGGAUAUAAAACUAUUAACGAAGAGCGCUUAAGCGUUCAACACAUUAUAUAUGUGAGGGGAUGCACAGACGCAGUACUCAUUUGGUUUUUGGACAACUACGCCAUCAUGGCAGGUGUUCUGCUUGGUAUAUUGUUGCCACAGUUCUUUGGCGUGCUGUUAACAUUUCUUUACAUCUCCCGAGUCGAAGAUAUAAUAGCUGAACACAAGCAGACACUACUUGGUGGAGGAAGACAGAAGACUGAUAUUGAGUUUACUGGAGCUGGGUGCUGUAUGUGCUACCCUGAAUAACGUCAAGUAAUCCUCUGAGGAAGAUGUAUGACUACAAGCCGUUUGUAUUGUGCCUUGAAUGAUGUCAACUGCUUGCACUUCCUGUGAUCUGGAAAGAAUAGUACAUAGGAAACAAAUGUCUUGGUUCUUUACAGACUUGUAGACAUGAUUUAUUUAGAGUAUUUCAGGCCUGAGCGCUGCUUAAUAUAGAUCACUGGCUUUUAUCUUGAAACGUGUACGAAAUCUAAAACUCAAGCCAUUUCCCUGUUUUUAGUAAAUUGUGUAGUUAAUUCAAGACAAAGAUUAUGAUCUAACUCAAUACAGUAAUUAUUGCAGAAAACUUUGAGAAGGGCUGUGUGGUUUAUUUAUCUUUGAAACCCUGCCACUAACAAGACAGAAUUAUUGUGAUUUCAAGGUAUCUUUCGGUCAUUUCAGAAUAUUAGUGACUUACCAAUGCCAUGUGGUAUAUACACAAAACUGUUCUACAACUGGAUCACUUCAGAAUAAUUACUCUACGUAGCUCUGUUUCAUAAAUACUAUCAAAGCAUACUUGCUGCUGUGUUUUUUUUACUAACUGGCUGAUUUUUUUAAAAAAUAUGUGAGUUUCAAGAAAGUUCUACUUAAUUAUUUAUUUUCAUAUUUUCACACCUUUGCUUCGCCACCUUGUAAGGCAAAGGUUGUAACAACAACUUUAUGGUGUAAUCAAGAGAUAUUUUGUGCAGGUGGAGUGGAAACCUAUGUAAGUAAUACACUACUUAAUCUUUCUAGCUUUCCAUAUGGAGUUUUCUUCAUACUGAUUCUUAAGCAAUGAAGUAUUUUCAUGUAUUUUAAGGAAGUGAUUUCUACUACCUGUGCAAUCAUGUUUUUAUGCUGCAUCUGAUGGGUUACUGAAAACACUAUGGAGGCCUUGAUGAGUCUUUUGUGCCUUUCUAAGCAGAGCCAUUGUCUGGCUUGAGUCAAGACAGGACUGCUUGCCUUGAUGAUGGGGUAGCUUAGAAUGUCAAUGGCCAGAACUCUGUUGGUGAUUUACAUGUGCCUGAGUGAAAAGGCAUAGCUCACUGGUGUGAACAGGGAUAUGCCAUUUAGAAUUUAAAAAAAAAAAUUAAUUCCCAGAAUUCUUCCAAGAGUUCCAGCCCAGAAAUGGAAAUCAGCACACCUGUAGAUGCUUUCUGUCUCAUAGAGAGGAGCUUUCCAGUGAUUUACCUGCACCAUUGGGCUCCAGGAGCCUUCCUGUUCUCAUCUGGUUGAUUUCAAAGAAACUAAGCUUCAUGGGAGGCACCCUCUAUAGACCCUAAUGGAUAGUGAAACUACACCUCCCAGGAAGCACUGCAACAGCUUCUUUCCUUUAGAAACAGCUCAACGGUGCAGUAAAGCAUUAGAAAGCUCCGGGGGGGGGCUACAGAUGUGGUGAUUUUGUUUUCUGGGGUGUAAUUUAUUGAAUUAUUGGAGAAUCCUGGGAAUUGAAGUUGAAAAAAUCUGAAUGGCACAUCCCUAGCGCUGCAUUGCUGUCAACUAAUAAGAUGCUGAUCGUAUUACAAGGCACAGGUCUGUUGCACAAUCAUGUGUGAGCCUCAUAACACAACUGGUGCCUCAUUACAUAGCAGCAGUUUGCUAUGAUGAGUUAUGCAUUGCUACUUUGCACAUAUAAAUCACAAACAGAUUAUGGCCAAAGCAUUACUGUAAAGUUUUUGUAUGGUAGAUAGAUUUCUUAUCACUGAUUAAUUAAGAGUCCUGGAUGUGUUGUAAUAUAUUUUUCUUGUGCUUUUUGUCUGCUAACUUGAUUCCUGGU
Messenger RNA from Pogona vitticeps (central bearded dragon), 2790 nucleotides. The record is from RefSeq and is a predicted model, not a curated record. NCBI's taxonomy places the organism in Eukaryota, Metazoa, Chordata, Lepidosauria, Squamata, Agamidae.